AUGGAGAUAUAUUCUAUUGCUAGAAGUGAAAGUAGUUCGUUAGAUGUAGAGUUACUUGCUGUACUUCAGCACCUCUUGGUGGCACAAUCUACUGAACAUAAGGAUCUUUUGGAUAUUCGAAAUCUGCUUAAACCUGCUCUAGAGUAUUCCUUAUCCUCAACAAGACCUCCACAGACUCUUGUAGCUCAUCAAAAACUACUGUGGGCAAUUGAUGCCCGUGCCUCUGUCCUCCGGGUGGACACCAAAAUUGCUGGUUUUGUUCUCGAAAUGUGGUACUGGUGGCAUUCUGUUUUGUGGAAAAAUUGUCAAAUCGGUCUCAUGAGUAUCUCAGAGAUCGGUAACUGUCGGAUUAUGUCGCCUUCUAUGCUGAUUCAGCCUGUGAAAACAGCUACCAUUGAUCAGAUUCUGUAAGUGAUGUAACUCCAUUAAACGGUGUGAAAUCUUAGCAUUUGGUGUGG
Brassica oleracea var. oleracea is the source of this 458-nucleotide messenger RNA. RefSeq lists its product as uncharacterized. The record is from RefSeq and is a predicted model, not a curated record. The transcript has 4 exons. Lineage: Eukaryota; Viridiplantae; Streptophyta; Magnoliopsida; Brassicales; Brassicaceae. The coding region runs from base 1 to 411 and encodes 136 amino acids. Gene Ontology annotation, cellular component: preribosome, large subunit precursor. Gene Ontology annotation, biological process: ribosomal large subunit assembly; rRNA processing.